AUGAAGGCGUCGAACAAGAAAAACACGGAAUUCCAGGGCGGGUGCCUGCAGGGGUGCUGCCCCUAUCGGCGUACAGUGGGGGUGGGUCUAGGCUCUGUAGACGCUGCGGUGCAGUGUAUUUUGUCGCGUUGCACGGAGUGGCCAGGUAAAGCUGCCAGAGCAUCCCAAGCUUCUGCUCUUAUUAGGGUCUUUGGUCAAAGCAUGGAAUCUAGAUCCGGCAUUGCAAAAUGCUAUCUGAUCGGAGAUUCCAUUGCCAAAUUGUGUCGGCGCCCCCAUUGUCCCGAAUCACCAACGUCAGUGCAGUUCCGGGACGACGGUUUGCGCCCCAAGCAGCCUGCCGCCAGCAGCCCUGGAGCUGAGAUUGCAGCGCAGGCUUGUCAGUGUCACUUUGCCCUUCCAAGAUUGGAAAUCGACGAACUCGGCCCUACAAAGCACGACGCUCCCUUUGCAAGGAUAUCUCGUGCCUACAGCAGCAUCCUCCACCGGCAUGCCGACUUUGUGCCUGGCUCGCCCGGCGUCCGGCACUCCGGCCGCUGGACCACGGCAUGGCACCUAAUGCAGGGGCGUGCCGCUCGAACCCGCCCAAGAUCCGCCAUUGCGAUCCGGCUCCAACUCCGCGACCGGUACGGUUCGGAAGGCCCAUCGAAGAUCCAACCCCGGCCCGGUUCCCUUGCAGGGCUACGUCAUCGACACACACGUUCACGGCGACUCGAUCAUCACGUGACAUGGGAACUCACCAGUGCAACUCUGCGUUUUGAACCCUGCAGACGAGACGAGACGGCUCUUACGACUGCAGUGAGUUGCACAAGCCGCGCCAGGGCCUUCCCCAAGCGCAGAGAUCCCCGGGAAGGGGCUGUCUUGGGGUUGUCUUGCGUAGAUGGAUCAGAGACCGUGGCUGAUGAAUGCCGUCGUCAGGGAGCAUGGUGUUUUCUAUGCUUUACCAUGCUUGCCAUGUCCCAGACGGCUUCUCGAAAGCCAGAGUUUACCUUGGCGGGCUCGCGUGGGGCACCGCCAGCUCCCGGGAUGGACAAGCUGAAAAUGAUGCCAUCAUACGGCAGUCAUGGCGUCUGCCCACAUUGGCGCACACGGCAUUGCUUGCACCACAGCGUCCCGCGAACGUUUCCGCGCCCGCUUAUUAGCACACACGGCGCCAGCGGAGAUGGCGUCUGGCACAAGCACCGGACGGAUACCAAGGUAGUAGCCGGCGACGGCGCGGCCGAAACCUUUGGCUACGGCGGGCCGGGCCCUGAUGAGCGUCACUUGCAGGACGGAUAUUGGUCAAUUAGAGACUCCUCCCUGGGAGACGGUCGCCCGCCAGCGAGGCGCUGCCCUCGGCGCCGCCCUCCUCCGUCAGCGAUCUUCCCUCACCCUCGAGGGGGGCUGUGCUGGCGUACGCGUACCAACGCCGCAGGAGCCCGGGCGACGGCGCGCUCGACGGCGCAGGGCAACGGGAAAUGA
This is a messenger RNA of Purpureocillium lilacinum, 1458 nucleotides long. The record is from RefSeq and is a predicted model, not a curated record. Lineage: Eukaryota; Fungi; Ascomycota; Sordariomycetes; Hypocreales; Ophiocordycipitaceae.